AUGGAUCCAGCAGGAGCAUCGGUGGCCAACGACAUCGGAGGAGGUGGAGGAGGGGGAGAAGGCGAGAAAUUCGCGGUGGGGAAUAUUUAUUCGGUGAAGGUGAUCACCGGAGAUGAGUUCCGAGGGAUCGUCAUGGCUUACGAUCCCAUUCCCAACUUUGUCUUUUUCGAUAUCCUUGGAUGCUACUCACCUGGGCAUUCGAAGAACACUCGAAUGGUGAAUGCGAAUUUCAUAACCGGGCUUUCGUUUCUGGGGAAAACCGAAGAUCCGCUUGUUACAGGCAAGUGUUCGGUUAAUCUCGACGGACUCCGAGCUAAAGAGGCACUUGCUAUCAGGCAAGCUGAAGCAGAUGCUGAGAGAAUGGGAGUUGGUGUUACCCCAGAGGCGCAGAGCAUCUUCGACGCGUUGUCUAAGACGCUUCCUGUGCAAUGGGAAAACUCAGACAUAUUGGUGAUGAAAGAAGUACGCGUUCGUAGCCCGUACCUAUCAGAUUGUGUCUUUGGAGGCACUGAUGCUGCCAACAACCGAGUCAAGAAAGUGCUUGAGCUGGAGAGACGUAGGUUGCAACUCUUUGGCACAUAA
Molecule: messenger RNA, 582 nt
Organism: Microthlaspi erraticum
Lineage: Eukaryota; Viridiplantae; Streptophyta; Magnoliopsida; Brassicales; Brassicaceae
Source: the annotation of a GenBank genome assembly